Messenger RNA from Labeo rohita (rohu), 4826 nucleotides. It is a transcript of the gene stc1, whose product is annotated as stanniocalcin 1. The coding region runs from base 155 to 907 and encodes 250 amino acids. Gene Ontology annotation, cellular component: extracellular region. Lineage: Eukaryota; Metazoa; Chordata; Actinopteri; Cypriniformes; Cyprinidae. The transcript is spliced from 4 exons. Gene Ontology annotation, biological process: intracellular calcium ion homeostasis. The record is from RefSeq and is a predicted model, not a curated record. Gene Ontology annotation, molecular function: hormone activity.
AUUGCUGAAGAGAUCAGCCGGACAGACAGAGCCUUCAUGAUACUGCCCACAUCACACGCAUUUCCUCAACGAAGUCGCCAAGAACACGUCCGAGACAUAAAGGAAAUCCUCUUUUAUUGCCCUUCAUAAAAGCCCCAGUGUCAUUUAGUGAGAGAUGCCGCCAAGGACCGGACUUUUGCUGCUCGCCGUGCUCAUCGCCUCCGCGUAUGAACUGGAUCAGAACGAAUCCUACUCGCCCAGGAGAGCACGCUUCUCCCACAACAGCCCCUCGGAUGUGGCUCGCUGCUUGAACAGUGCGCUCCAGGUGGGCUGCGGUGCCUUCGCCUGUCUUGAAAACUCAACGUGUGACACAGAUGGCAUGCACGACAUCUGCAAGUCCUUUCUCUACAGUGCUGCUAAAUUCGACACUCAGGGCAAGGCUUUUGUGAAAGAAAGCUUGAAGUGUAUCGCCAAUGGCAUCACUUCCAAGAUCUUUCUAACAGUCAGACGGUGUUCCACCUUCCAGAGGAUGAUUUCAGAAGUUCAAGAAGAGUGUUACAGCAAGCUGGACAUUUGUACAGUGGCCAAAUCAAACCCAGAAGCCAUUGCAGAGGUGGCUCAGCUACCCAGCCACUUACCCAACAGGUUUUAUGGGAAACUACUGCAGAGCUUGAUGGAGUGUGACGAUGAGACGGUGGACCUGGUGAGGGCAAAUCUGUUGACCCGAUUAGGGCCCGAGAUCGCCACGCUCUUCCAACUACUGCAGAACAAGCCGUGUCCGUCUGCUGCAGUACCUACUGGAAUGGAGACUCGUGGUGGGUGGCGGUGGUCUGUCAGUCCCCAUGGAUACAAGAACCAGCCAAAUCUACGCAACAGAGAUGCCUCGAAUCUCUUUGGCAAGAAACGCAACAUUGGUGACAGCUCUUAACUUCAGACCAAUUUGCCAGUCCAAACUUAGCCAUCGAGCACACAUACACAAGCGCAAAGUGAAAACACACACACACGCACACACACACACACACACACACAAAAAGAAAGCAAGACAAAACAGUGGUUUAUUUUCCGAGGCUAUACAGGGACACAUUCCUUCUCAACUGGAAAAAGGCAUGCACCAGUGCGAAAACAUCUCGAAUGUCCAAUUCUAUGUUUAUCACUUCAUAUUCGACGAGUUUUACACGUUCGAGAGGAGAUCGGCCCGGUUUACAGACCGAUCCGCGCGUAGGUCAAGUCAAGGUCAUCGUGAAAUCCAGCGGGAGUCAUCCAGGCCAUAAUGUAGAGAGCUCUUAGAUAGACUUAUUUGAAAAUAUCUCUAGUAACGAAAGGAAAAUACUAUCGAAAAAAUCAAUAAAUAGCCAUUUGUAUAUGAAAUAUAUCUUACGGAGAUUACAGCAAAGAAAAUGUAUGUGUAUAUAAACUGAAUCUAGCGUUGAUGUGAAAUAGUCGGCAUGUGUUAUAGAAAUAAGAGUGUACUAUUUAUUUAUUAACAGAUAUUUUACUACUACUUUAGCUGUUAAUCUCAAAUUGCCACUAGCCUUUUUGUGAAACUCUCCCAUUUGGCGAGAGCUAUCUUUAAAAAUAUAUGUGCAGGAAUUCAUUAAAAUACCAAAAAACGCAAACGCCGUAAAUCAUAAGCAUCGAGUACAGCAACAGUCGAUGUCAGCGAUCCACACUGGACGACCAAACGUUAUUUAUGAAAUGAGUUAGAGAUGUGCAGGAAGGGACAGAUAACUUUCCUUCAGCUUGGUUCUGUAGACCUACAGAAGCUUUUGUUUUUUCACCGUUCGCAAACGUUUUCUUAACUCUUGGAUCGCCUCUCUACUUAUUAUCUGUUCAUGUAGUGCAGCACAAAUAAACUCCGAGAGGAAAUUCAAUUCGAAGCCCUGAGCGCAUUGUUAGCGCUACGUCUAAACACAUAUUUUGGCCAACUUAUUGGACGGAUGAACAAAUUACUCCCUGGUGAAUAUGACACGCGGAAGCGAGUUCAACUGCGCUGAUCCCAGCGCCGCCGAGACAAAGAAAAAUAAAAUAAAAACCUAAAUGUCUAUUUAAAAGCGUAUGAAUUGAAUUAUUACUAUUUAUUUUCUUACUAUAUUAUUUAAAUGUUUAUUUUAUUACAUUUCUGUGGGCAAUAUUAGUUCGUUCAGCAAGCAUCGGUUUACAGAUAUAGUGCUUUUUAAUUGCUUAAGCGUCCGUUUUUGGGAGCUGUUUGAAAUUUAUUUAAUCUAUCGCGUAUUUAGUCAUUCUGAGUUGACUGUACAAGACCCAUGUAAUGACUCUGUGCUGGUCAUGGGGGAACACGCUGGUCAUAUGUGUCAGGCGAAUGUUAUAUGGGACCACUAUAAUGCAAAAGUUUAUUGCCACAUGCUGUGUAUACAUUCAGGGUUAUAUAGAGUUUAGCUUUAACAGAGUAAUUGACAUCCAGUAUUUCAUAGCGCUGUCGUUAAUGCGGUUAAUUCGGGGCAGUCACUGCAAAGUGUUUUCCGGAGCCAUUCUCGACACUAUGCAAUAUACAGCGUUUCCGAAAGGCCUAUUUCUUUCAGAGUGUUUACCCAGGGUGAAUGGGGAAGAUCUCUCUGUAAGUGCUUCUUGGGGAAGUUGAGAUUAGCAAAGGCUGGAGGGCAGCGUUUGGCUUGGGAACGACCGAGGACCGAGGGCCAAAUCCAAUCAAACUACCGCAAAACCACUUUUUGACUAUUCCCGUCCAAAAAUAAAUUCCAUAGCAAAGAAGCCAUUUCACCACUGAGCGAUUUAACCAUUUGAACGACCAAUCUGCAUCACUUAAUAUGUCCUGAUUUGUUUGAAAAACAUUCAACGGCUUGUUUUAUGGUGAACUUACACUGGCGCCGUAUUGGUACUGUGGUGAUAAUACAGCAGUUUGAUUGAAUUGGACCCAAAGACAAAUGAGAGAGCAGAACCGGAGCGGGCAGAAUGACUGUUUUUUCUUAAACCAAAUGAUCUGCAAAUCUAAAAGUAAUUCACCAAACUAUGCAAUAAGCGCUAGAAAGGUUGCAAACUAAAAUCCAUGCUACCGAGCCCUAAGCGGAAACGGGGCCGUUUAAGUUUUGAGACUAAGCAGCAGUAGCUUUUUUUUCUUCUCCCGUAUGAAAUCAAAUCUCCAGUCCCCAGUAAUCCUUUUUAUUUUUCUCCCCUGAUUUCUUUAGCUUUCCUUUUUCUGGUUAAUUCAUCUGGUUAAUUCAUUUUCUGUGUGUGUAUAUGUGUAUUUAUAAUAAUAUAUGCACUUUCCGUCUCUUAGGACCACUAUCAAAGGGCAUUGAAGCAUAGUUAGAUUCUGCUCAGAAACACCGGAAUAGCUGCUGCGUUCUUGUAGAACAGACAAGGACGCAAUGGCAAAGUGAGGAUUUUUCUUUUUUUUUCUUUUUCUUUUCCUUUUUGGGAAAUAUGGUAUGAUAUCGCAAUCUAUUAAACACCUGUACCAAACAAAGCUGCUAAACUGAUUUCCAACCCCACUGUGUUACGCUAAAGCUAUUUUUUCCAUUAAAAUCCCAUCGGUUUGUCCAACAUUCACUGUGUGCGAAUGAACGUUUUCAAACGAAAUGACCAGUGACUCGAUUAUGCAUUGCCAUUUUCAUGCACUUCUGGUAUCUCAGCAACAAGGUGUCCAUACCAUCUCCAGAGAAACAGCAGCGAGUGCAGACGUUCGCUCCAGCCCAGCUCAAAGACAUUUGAUGUUUAACGAGACGCUGGUGAACUACUCUUAAGUAGCAUUAAAGUCGCAAUGCUGUUCGGAAGGUUUGGCCACUCUUGUCCUGAUCGCAUCUUUUCUUCCGUUACUGAAAGGGUGUUGUACAUGCAAAUGUAAAUGUAUGUUAUUUUGUUAAAUUAUUACAAUGCAAUUGUUAGACUGCUGUGGAUAUAAGGCUUUUUUUUCUCAUUCGAAGCCUCUGUCAUGUAGCUCACCAUUUUAUUCAUAGUGUGAUUCAGAGAAUUUUCGAAAACGUAAUGGAUUUUGUAAACUUCAGAGAAUGUAUAUUUUAUCAAAUGUCUGUAUUUGGUGCAAAAGGGGUGCCUAUGGCGCUGAAAGUUUAGUGCAGCCCUCUGGUCAUUUGAACUUGAACAGCAUUGUGUCCUUAUCUCGAUUUAUGGUGGAUUAGCAGAGUUCGGAGACUGACCCUUCUUGUUGCCAAAUUUAAAGUUUAUAUAACCACUGCCUCAAGGAAACAUCUAGACUUAGAAUCGAAUCGAACGUUAUUUGCCUGCGUUAUAGAAAUAGUGUAGAAUGUAGAGUGGGAAUGAUUGGAAAAUGACAUUCUGUGUGAUCAAGUUGUCCCAAUCAGAUGUGUUUAGAGCUUAGUUAAUAUUGUCAUUACACGUCAUUACCAGAAAGAUCAGGAUGCACUACAACAGAAGCGAUCUGUUCGUGCAGGUCCUUCGUUGUUUCUGAUUCACCAAAAACUGGUGAUUUCUCCUCUUUGAUCCAGGGCCCUGAGGACUAUAGGCUACACAAGCCAUUAAACUGUAUGGUACUCUCUCCUUUCAAAACUUGAAACCACUUAUAUCGCUCAUAUUCCUGUUUAUGUUCAAAUGUUAAGAUUUAAUGUUGUUGUGUUUUUUUUCUUUUAAAUGCAGUAUGAAAACCAAAAUAGGAAAAGUUUGUUUUGCAAGGCAUUCUAUUCAAGGCAUUCUCUCUUUUUUUGUCCCUAAUGUUACACAUGAUGGAAAUUUGUGAUUGAUUUGCACUUUAUACUGAACUCAUAUACAUAUAUACUUGUGUAUAUGUGUUAGGGUUUCUUUCUGUGCUGACAGGUCAAAAAAGAAAAAAAGAAAAAAAAAGAUACAAAUACGUCAACUAUGUGUCUUUUACUGUGUAAUAAUAAACUAUGAUCAGA